Messenger RNA from Vespa crabro (European hornet), 4620 nucleotides. Its product is annotated as glutamine--fructose-6-phosphate aminotransferase [isomerizing] 2-like. The transcript is spliced from 14 exons. Bases 1021 to 3096 code for a protein of 691 amino acids. The record is from RefSeq and is a predicted model, not a curated record. Gene Ontology annotation, biological process: carbohydrate derivative biosynthetic process; fructose 6-phosphate metabolic process; UDP-N-acetylglucosamine metabolic process. Gene Ontology annotation, molecular function: carbohydrate derivative binding; L-glutamine:D-fructose-6-phosphate transaminase (isomerizing) activity. Lineage: Eukaryota; Metazoa; Arthropoda; Insecta; Hymenoptera; Vespidae.
UACAGUUCUCUACGAGAAGACGCGGAUGGUGGUGCGAUUGAGGAGAGCCUCGCGAGAAAAUAGCAAAUGGAACAUGAACGAUCCUUCCUUUUACCACGUAUCACCACAUUCCGUUUGUUCUCGAACAUUAAUGAACGAACGAUCGUUCGUAGGACGUAUUUAUUCGCGAUAGAAAACUCGUUACGGGCUUUAAUUCUCGUCGGUUAAUGUAUUUCAAGAUGGCGACGACUUAAGAACAAACAAAAUAGGCGUUGCUUCGAAGUUACGCAGUCGAUAUUCUUUAUCAUUAAGAGUCUGGGGUUCCUUCCCGAUGAUACGCGGACGCAGGCCACUUUGUAGUCGAAGUGAAAGGCGGCGGUGAAAGGCGGAGGAAGAGGGAGAGAGAGAGAGAGAGAGAGAAGAUAGGACGACUGAAAAUGGCCAAGGCGAAUGACUCUCUUUGUAUCGGUUGUUGCUGAAGAAAAAGCAACGGAGACACAAUACGGCGCGGGAGAAAAAGAGAAAGGAAGAGAAAAAGAAAGAGAGAGAGAGACACAAAAGGUGUGCCGGUAGGGCGGCGGUUUGUGCGCGCGCACACGGUCAAGCAGCUACCACGAGAGAUUGUGUUUGUAUUGUGUGUACGUAUCAUAAGAACGAUGUGCGCGGUAUCGCGUGGCUCAGACCAACUUGGACCGUACAUUUGAGCGGGACUUGGUGUUCGACCACGUACUUACCUACGUACAUAUACGAUCGCGCUUUACUGCCAGCUGGAGAGUAGUUGACCUAUCUAAAAUCAGGAAUUAAAGGAUUACUUACUGUUUAUCCCAACGUAUAAUAGAUUGCCCAGUGGCUAUCAAUCGAGACUUUUAAUUCGAUCAAAUUCAUACGAUUUCCUUUGAUUCGCCGAAUAGAACGGAGGAAGGAAACAAAAACAAAAACAGAUAAAAAAUAGAAUAAAGGAUAAAGAAAAAGAGAAAAAGAAAGAAACAAAAGAGGGAGAGAGAGAGAGAGGGGAAAAAAGAAAAAGAAAAAUUUGACGACAUGUGCGGAAUAUUCGCUUACCUUAACUAUCUAACGCCGAAAAGUAGGAAGGAGAUUUUGGAGCUUCUCGUAGGUGGAUUGAAAAGAUUGGAAUACCGUGGAUAUGAUUCUGCAGGCGUUGCCCUUGAUUCAGCCGGGGGAAAAGAUAUUUCCAUCAUCAAAAAAACUGGAAAGGUCAAGGCACUGGAAGAGGAAAUCUUUCACCGUACCGACGUUGAUUUUGAAUCUAAAACCGAUAGUCACGUUGGCAUUGCCCAUACGCGUUGGGCUACUCACGGUGUACCAUCCGAAGUGAAUUCGCAUCCUCAACGAUCCGAUUUCGAGCAUAGCUUUGUCGUUGUUCACAAUGGUAUCGUGACGAAUUACAAAGAAGUAAAGACCUUGUUAGAGCAAAGGGGAUACGUUUUCGAGAGCGAAACCGAUACCGAAGUGAUUGCCAAAUUAAUUCAUCAUCUUUGGAACAUUCAUCCAGGAUACUCUUUCCGUGAACUUGUAGAGCAAGUUGUACAACAAAUCGAAGGGGCAUUUGCAUUGUGUUUCAAGAGCAAACAUUUCCCAGGCGAGUGCGUAGCUACAAGAAGAGGCUCGCCUCUUCUCGUUGGUAUCAAAACGAAAACAAGAUUGGCCACCGAUCACGUGCCCAUUUUAUAUGGCAAAGAUGACCCACAACCCGCGAGCAAAGAAGGUGACACGUCGUCUCAAGAUCAUCGUCCUCAUGGCCGCAAUGCCGAGCUUCCUGUGAUACCUCGAAGCGAGAGUACGUCCGAGUUUCAGCCUUUGGAAGACAAAGAGGUCGAGUACUUUUUUGCAUCCGACGCCAGUGCCGUGAUCGAGCACACCAAUCGUGUCAUCUUCCUCGAGGACGACGAUGUGGCUGCCGUUAAAGAAGGAGCUCUCAGUAUCCAUCGACUCCGUCGUUACCUGGAUGAUCCUCAUGCGAGAGAGAUCACGACCCUUAAAAUGGAAAUUCAACAGAUCAUGAAGGGUAAUUACCAAUAUUUCAUGCAAAAGGAGAUAUUUGAACAGCCUGAAUCGGUGGUGAACACGAUGAGAGGACGUUUGAAUUUCCAAGACAACUCUGUAACAUUAGGUGGCAUCAAGGAUUAUAUUCCCGAGAUAAAGAGAUGCAGACGGUUAAUGCUUAUCGGGUGUGGUACGAGUUAUCACUCUGCCAUUGCGACGAGGCAAUUACUCGAAGAAUUAACCGAACUCCCUGUAAUGGUCGAAUUGGCCUCAGACUUUUUGGAUAGAAAUACUCCAGUUUUUCGGGACGACGUGUGCUUUUUUAUCUCGCAAUCGGGCGAAACCGCUGAUACCUUAAUGGCAUUGAGAUAUUGCAAAGGUCGAGGAGCUUUGAUCGUCGGUAUCACAAAUACCGUUGGUAGUAGUAUUUGUCGAGAAUCGCAUUGCGGUGUACACAUUAAUGCUGGCCCUGAGAUCGGUGUGGCCAGUACAAAAGCAUACACUUCUCAGUUCAUUUCGUUGGUAAUGUUUGCAUUGGUCAUGAGCGAGGAUAGAAUCUCUCUCGGUGCGAGACGUCAGCAGAUCAUAGAGGGAUUGAAGAAUUUGGACAAGCUGAUUCGGGAGGUUUUGAAAUUGGACGACGAGGUGAAGGAAUUGGCAAAGUCCUUGUUCCAACAUAAGUCUCUUUUGAUCAUGGGUAGGGGAUAUAAUUUUGCCACGUGUAUGGAAGGUGCCUUGAAAGUGAAAGAAUUGACCUACAUGCACAGCGAAGGAAUUAUGGCGGGUGAAUUGAAGCACGGACCCUUGGCUCUGGUCGAUGAUUCGAUGCCCGUAAUCAUGAUCGUUAUGAGAGAUCCUGUAUACGUGAAAUGCAUGAAUGCUCUGCAACAAGUAACGGCACGCGAAGGCAAGCCUAUCGUCAUUUGCGAGGAAGGAGACAAGGAAACGAAGUCAUUUGCGUAUAAGGCACUCGAAAUACCAAAAACUGUCGAUUGCCUACAGGGUAUCCUUACUGUCAUCCCUAUGCAAUUGUUAUCUUUUCACAUUGCCGUUUUACGUGGCUGCAACGUCGAUUGUCCACGUAAUUUGGCAAAAUCCGUUACCGUCGAGUAAAGGGUCAUUAAAUCGAUCCUUUCGACGAGUAGUUAAGCAGAUGGGGGGAGAGAGAGAGGGAAGAGAGGUCGUGCGACGAACUUGAAAUUUCUAAUCUUUCAAAAGCACAGAGUAUUUAUCCAUCGGCAAUAAACGAUCAUUCCGAUCGUUUGUUCGUAUUAUAGGACUCGUUGUACGAUUACAAAAUAGGACAACCACGUUGUCGUUUAUAAGGACAACAAAUUUUUCAUGAUUCUUUUUCUCUCAAGGACCAACAGGGCUGUGCAUUUAAUCGACGCGUCGAGUUCGAAAGUAAUUUUUCAAUGGCGAAUCGAACGUAUGUAAUACGGUUGAUUCGAAUCUCGGGUAUAAUGCAAUAUGAUGAAGUAUGAUAUAGAAUACUUUCGAGUUACUGUACCGACGAUACGACCAGGAUUUUGAAUACUUCGUAAUAAGUAAGCGAACGAACCAUAGCUGUGGGAUCGCAUAAAUUUAUAACAGAGAGAUAAACAUUCUUUUACAUUUUCCAUUUGUACAUUUGUAUUGAAGGAAUAAUUUCAAUUAUUGCAUUUACGGAAAUAAGAAGACUGUAUAAUCCAUAAAUCGUUAUUAUUCUUUGUUUCGUACGACACAUGUGAUAUUAUCGAUUAGAACGUGUUUUAUGAGAGACUGCGAAAAAGAUUUUUACACUCGAGGCGAUCGUUACGAAAUCCUCCGUAGAUCGGUCUUCUUUUUACGUCACAUUGAAAAUGAUUUUGCAUAAGUACGCGAGUUUAUUCGAAAUUAUAGCCAAAUCGUUCGUACGAUUAAAAUCGAUCGUUGAAAUAUCGCAUGUCAUCCCAAUUGAUCACCGAUGAAAGGCUAACUCAUUACGCGUUUGAGCGGACAAGGUAGAGUAAGAGAAUUUUUAAGUAAUUAUAUAGAUAAGUCAUUAACAAACACGAGCAUAGACGUAGAACGUCAUUUUAUACCGAAAACAAAUUUUCACGAAUAUAAGACGGAUAUAUAGCUCUUAUCGAUUUUGAUCCCCCUAAUAAAAAAAAAAAAAAAAAAAAAAAAAAAAAAAAGGACGGACCAUUGCGAUCAGACGACUUUGACUCUUUUGUAUGUGGGAAAGAAUUUCACGAAUUUGUUGUAUUUUUAAGUGAUUCCUAUUAAGAACAGAACCUAUAUUUUCCAGAAAUCUUUCGUAUAAGAAAAUAUGAUUUUUAGAAACAGAUAUUACCAUAUGUGCACAAUCGAUAUUUACCAUUAUACGCAUAAACAUAUUUUAUCUUUGUUAUUUAAAUUACUUAUGGAGUUUGUAAUCACUCAUUCUUGAUUUAAAAUCAUUAGGAUCGUUCAAACUUGCGAAUAAAAACUUGCAUGCUAUGAGAAAUUAAAAAGAAACACGCGUUUGCUAAUAUUUCGUGAAAGGGUCUGCUGAAGGAUGUUUGUUACUUCUAAUGCGAACCGUUUGAUUACACACACACACACACACACACACACACAGAGAGAAGGGAUGUAUAAGUGAUCAAUAAAAGUUAUUAUAGUCAUAAAGUUAAA